Ciona intestinalis (vase tunicate) is the source of this 2590-nucleotide messenger RNA. RefSeq names its product serine/threonine-protein phosphatase 2A 55 kDa regulatory subunit B alpha isoform. The record is from RefSeq and is a predicted model, not a curated record. Lineage: Eukaryota; Metazoa; Chordata; Ascidiacea; Phlebobranchia; Cionidae. Gene Ontology annotation, cellular component: protein phosphatase type 2A complex. Gene Ontology annotation, molecular function: protein binding; protein phosphatase regulator activity.
ACCACAAGUCUUUUCGGCUCGAAGAUGUUACCGCCUUAGGAGAUUUGUAAUCAUUGAAAUGGAUCAAAAAGUGCUGAAAUUUAUCCCUUGGAAUCGCGAAUAUCUUGAUUGCCAUAAACACAUGUGAAGUGUUGCUACAGAGUACGAAAUUAUAAGUCAUCAUGGCUGGUAUGCACUCUUUAGUUCAAUGCUAUUCGUCUAAAUUAUUAACUCCGCUAUGGAGUUGGGCUGUUAAUAACCCCUCUGAUGUGUCGGUUAUAAAUCAAACUGACAAAACAGGUAGUGGGCCAUCUGGCAAUGAUGACCUACUAUGGUAUUUUUCCCAAGUUAAAGGGACAAUGGAUGAUGAAGUGUCCGAACCUGAUAUUAUUUCCACUGUUGAGUUUAAUCAUGAUGGUGAACUACUAGCAACUGGCGACAAAGGUGGCAGAGUUGUUAUUUUUCAAAGAGAGCCUUCAAAUAAAGCAACAGGAAGUCGGAGCAGCGAGUAUAAUGUGUACAGCACAUUUCAAAGCCAUGAACCAGAGUUCGACUAUUUAAAGAGUUUAGAAAUUGAGGAAAAAAUCAACAAAAUACGUUGGUUGUCUCAACGUAACCAAGCUCACUUUCUACUCUCCACUAAUGAUAAAACAGUAAAGUUGUGGAAAGUAUCAGAGCGCGAAAAACAAGCGGUUGGAUUCAAUCUGCGUGACGAAGACGGCCAACUUUACAUGGGGGGUGUACGACCCAGGACCCUUGUUGUGCCCCACUACGAACCCAUGGAACUUAUGAUAGAGGCGUCACCCAAGAAGGUGUUCGCCAACGCCCAUAUGUACCACAUAAACUCAAUAUCAGUGAACAGCGACGAUGAAACGUACCUCUCCGCCGAUGACCUGCGGAUUAAUCUAUGGAACCUGGAAAUAACAGACAGAAGCUUCAAUAUUGUUGACAUCAAGCCAGAGAACAUGGAGAACCUCACUGAGGUGAUCACCGCUGCGGAAUAUCACCCAAAAGAAUGUCACACAUUCGUAUACAGCAGCAGUAAAGGAACAAUUCGUCUUUGUGACAUGCGUGAAUCUGCACUAUGUGAUCAACACGCCAAAAUUUUUGAGGAGCCAGAAGACCCUGCAAGUCGUUCUUUCUUUUCUGAAAUCAUUUCCUCAAUAAGUGACGUGAAGUUCAGCCACAGUGGUCGCUACAUGAUCACGAGAGAUUAUUUAUCAAUCAAUGUGUGGGACCUUAAUAUGGAGAACAAACCAGUGGAGUCUUUUCAGGUGCAUGAAUAUCUACGCAGCAAACUUUGUUCUCUGUAUGAGAAUGAUUGUAUCUUUGACAAGUUUGAAUGCUGUUGGAACGGAACAGACAGUGCAAUCAUGACCGGAUCCUACAACAACUUCUUCCGUGUGUUUGAUUGCAACUCCAAGAAAGAUGUGACGUUAGAAGCAUCACGAGAGAAUAGUCGACAACGAGCACAACUCAAGUCAAAGAAGGUUAGUCAAGGUGGUAAACGCAAGAAGGAUGAAGUAAGCGUUGACAGCCUUGAUUUCAACCGAAAGAUUCUUCACACUGCCUGGCACCCGAAAGACAAAAUCAUUGCUGUUGCUGCCACAAAUAAUUUGUACAUUUUUGACAGCAAUAACUCUGCACCACACCCUCGUUAAGCCGAAUUAUUUCGAUUUGCGGUAUUCACACCGUGCAUAGAGAAUUUACUUGACCUAAGCUACAUCGAGUAUUUAUUUCGGUAGAUCAUUAUACUUGAUUUGCACAUUUCAAAGUGAUAGAAAAAUUUAAGGAGAAUAUGAAGUGAUUGCUGCUGAAACUGCAGUUAGUGUGUGAGAAAUGUGGUUGUUACUGUUAAAACAGUGGCUCUAUUUGGUACGUGUUAUUAUACGUUCCAUUGGCCUAACUUUAUGCCGUGAAUUCUUUCAUUGCAUUAUUAUAAUCAGUGUUGCAAAUUCGCAGCAUCACCUGUCAUACUGUUAUGUGGAAUUUAUGUUUUAAUCUAAAUGGUUUGGGACCAAUGUUGAAAUUUACUUAAACGUAAUUACUGUUACACCAGUUUAAAGUACCUUACCAUUUGUACCAGCUGGUGCUGUUGAACUACUCUGCAAUUUUGUCUGCACCGUGUCCGUAUUCAAUAUAUUUUUGUUGCUUGAAGUUCAUUCACUUCAAUCAAAAAGUUCUGUAUCACAAUAUAUUCAUGCAUAUGUCUCAGAAAAAAUUCCAACCGUAUUCAAGUCUGAUAAAAAUAUAUGUUUGUUGAAUUGUGUGCUGUUUAAAGAGUUCCAAGUCUAACUUAGGCUGUUAAUUGAAUAGUAAUUCUGAAUUACACCUCGUCCUACCUCUAAAAAAUACAUUGGACAACCUUUAUUAAAUAUACGACUUCUAAUUUGGCCAUAUUUUUUUGUUCUAGCAAAAAGUGACAGAUUUUUUUACCACUGUAUGUUGUAUGAACUAUCUGCAGUUGCAACUCAAUUGCACUCUGCGCUUGGUAUCUUUGUGGUCACAUAACCUUGGAUACGAUUGUUCUGCGUAUGGCUUAAUCAAUAAACCUGUUUAAUUCCUUGCCACCAAUCGUUUUAAAGCUUAAAAUACACAGCACUAAAAUACA